Molecule: messenger RNA, 1006 nt
Organism: Drosophila persimilis
Lineage: Eukaryota; Metazoa; Arthropoda; Insecta; Diptera; Drosophilidae
Product: aquaporin-2
Exons: 2
Coding region: 101-838 (245 amino acids)
Biological process (GO): transmembrane transport
Cellular component (GO): plasma membrane
Molecular function (GO): water channel activity
Source: RefSeq, a predicted model, not a curated record
GUCUUGUUUGAGAGUAGUUUCUUCAAAAGACUCUUACAUUUUUGUCGAAAUUCACUCGUCUCUCACACGCAAUUUCAACUUCUUACACGAUCGAGACGCGAUGAUACUGGAUAGAACGACUUUCUCUCGGGCUCUGGGUGAGUUUGCCGCCACGGCGCUUCUGAUGAUAGUCGGCUGCAUGGGAGCGGCGAUGACCUUUCCGGAGGAGACUGGAUUUUUGGUUGGCAGCCUUCAAUACGGACUGACUGUGGGGAUAGUGGUGCAUGUUUUCGGCUGCGUUUCGGGUGCCCAUACCAAUCCCAGUGUUUCGAUUUCGUGCUGCAUUCUCGGCCACAUAGCCGUCGACAUGAUGCUGGUCUAUGUGGCCUGUCAGCUUGCCGGCGGCCUUGCCGGCUAUUACUUUCUGAUGGCGAUGCUGCCAAAGGAUGUCAUAGACCAGAGCUACCCGGCUGUCUGUCUGCAAGAACCGAUGGCCGACCUGUCUGACUUUCAAAUUUUAGCCGUUGAGUUCACCCUUACUUCGGUGCUUGUCCUGGGCUGGUGCGCUCAGUGGGAUGUGAGGAAUGGCAGCUGCCUCGACUCGGCCCCAAUUCGAAUGGGACUCUUAGUGACUGCUUGUGGUUUUGCUGGGAACCAACUGACGGGAGCGUCUAUGAACCCAGCCAAAACACUCAUCCCUUUGCUGUUUCACGACCAUCGAGGUACAUUUUAUCCGCAACUGGGUGGUCAGACACUGGCUGCUGUUCUGGUUCCAUUUAUUUGGCGCUAUGCCCUUACUUCUAACGCUAAGCCUAUGAAAACGACCUCAAGACGUCCGAAGCGUACCCGGCAAUAUUAGAACUUACAGACUAUCCGCUUUCUUCUGUUUCCCUUCCCAUAAGUUUACUAAUCGAGUUAUAUACCAACUAUACUUACAACUCAAUAUUACCGAUAGAAUGCUGGAUCCUCUGGGUUGUGGAAAGGAACGCCACAUCAAAAGUAGCUGUUGGGUUCUCUGUCCACUAAU